AUGACAGAGCAAAAUGUAGAAAAAAUAAAAGAGGAGAUAACCGCACUGUACAAAUUUGCCAAAGGGGCAGCUCACCUGUGGGAGGUACAUGAGAACAACCUGGCAAAGCAUGAGAAAGAGCUGAAUGAGCAGGUAGCCAGGACUAAAAAGGACCAUGAUCAGACACGCCAAGAGCUGGAGGCACAAUUGGACAGUGAUCUGGACAGAAUGAGGCAGGAUGCAAAUGAAAUAGCACUGAAAGAAGAUCUUGUGAAAGCUUUGACUUUGCUGGAAAAGAUAAGGGAGUCGUACGAGACAGCUCAUGAGCAGCAGAUCAGAUCAGUCCAGAACUAUCCAUCGGUGGUCACUGAGGAAGUCAGUCAUUAUGACCUGACAGUCUGCAGUUACUUGUCAGUGUCAAGGGUGGUCCCAAAUGACUUGAUGUAUGCAUUGCAUGAUGAGGAGAUAAUUGAACUAGAGGAUGAAUCUGAAGAUGCUGAGGGAAAAACAAGCACCACAGAAUUCACGGAAAUUCAUUUUGAAGCCCGUGUGAGUGAAACCCCUUCAUAUAAGAAAGAAAUGAUAUCAACAUCAAAAGGUACAGAGUUUUAUAUCCUACAGAGGGAGGCAGAUAGAAGAAGCAUCAAUAAACUACUUGGAGAAAAAAAGGAAGAGGAAGAUAAGGGGGAGAGGUCAGAGACGACAGAUGAUCAGACCUUCCUUACUGAAGUCAGAGAGGAGGAAGCUGGCUCUGAAUGCGAGUCUGAGAGAUUCACUGAGUUGGUUGAAGCCAUAGAUAUUCCUGGGACUGUCUUCAGCCAAAUCCGAGACACAAUCCGCAUGAACUUUCUGGAACAUUUGGAGGACUGGUGCCAGCAGGCUCUUGUAAGAGCUAACACUGUGGUGGUUACUAAGAGUGAAGAGCUGAAUGGGGAGUUGGACCUUAGACUGCACCUUCACCAGCCAAGACCCCGCAGAAUUGAACUGGACAUUCACAAUGUCAGAGCUGCUGAGCUUGUUCUGCAUGCAGAACGCAUAACCCGCCACUGUUCUGGCAUUGACAGGAGUCUUAAUGAGCUGAGGUCAAAGUUCAGGGCCAUGAGUUUGGAGCAUACCAAGAUGGCUCACACGUUUGAAGAAUAUAUUGAAUCAUUCGAAGAAAUCUUUGUCAAAGCUACCAAAUCUGCAAGGCUAGUAAAACUUCAGAAUCAGGUGGAAAUAGAGCUGGACAAAUUUAUGUCCUCCAUAAGGGCAUCUUUACGUCAGUUUCGUCAACACAUGGAUGAAACUCUGCUGAAGCUGAGAGGAUCUAAUGCAAAAUUCAUCAGAUCUUUUCGGUUAUUCUCUGAUGGUGGAAACUUUUGCCCUGAAGAGAUUGAAAUUUACCGCAAGAAGCUGGACAAAAUGUCUUUGAUGAUUGACAGCGCAGAAGGAUCAAUCAUGGCAGAGUUGGAGAGUGUGGAGUCCAAGUUCCUGGAUAGUGCCACCAAAACUGCUUCCAAUUUUGAGGACAGAUUUAAGAGUCACAUGAGUGAUUUAAUUUUUAUGGAGUGCAUUGCCCAUGGUCUCACAAAUGUACAAGUGAAAAUCAAAGCUGAGGUUGCCAGGAGCAAUGCACAGGCCCAGAACAUAGCUGAUAUGUUGAAGGAGCUUCAGGAGAAACUCUCUACGUAUGCCAACCCAAGUCUGGAUAAUGAGCCCUUCGCAGCCAGCCUGGUCAACAAUUCACUGAUGGAUGUUUGUAAGGCUGUAUUCAAACGUAAUCGAUACCUACACUGUAAGAGUGCUUCUAAAACGAUCCCAGAUGAAAGCCCUAUUUCAGUUAAAGAUCAGCACCACAGUCAUGAAGAUAAAUCCAACAGAUCAUCAAUUGCCUCAUCAGCUGGAAUCAUUAAAAGUAUAUUCAGGGCCCAAGCAAAGGCAAAGGAAGUUGAAAUCAGUACUGAACCUGGCCUAGACACAUUAGCAUCGGACUGGGAAAAAAGCAAGCCACAAGUUCAGGAAUCUAAUAAAGCAAAUGCGCAUCGCAAAGCUAGUCAGCUCAGUGGAUCAGAAGCUGCAAAAGAAGCAGCAAUCAGAAAGACAAGUUCAGGCAAGUCAGGCAGAUUUGACAAGAAAUUUUUUUCCGGAGAAAUGGAAAGCCUCCGUGACGAAGACAAUGGGAGUAAAUUCUUCUUGCAAAUUAUCUGGAGCACAGUUAAGGAAUCUUUAGAAGGACUGGUGACAACAGCUGAGGUCUAUUAUAACCAGAAAGGAUUGCGGCCAAUUACUCGGCCCCAAGCUAUCCCAGAAACUUGUGACCAGUGUGCAGACAUACUGUUUGUCAAGUUGCAGUCGUAUUAUUCUCAAGCGGAAGUCUACCACAAUCAGUGUUUGAAAG
Messenger RNA from Candidula unifasciata, 2359 nucleotides. The record is from the annotation of a GenBank genome assembly. NCBI's taxonomy places the organism in Eukaryota, Metazoa, Mollusca, Gastropoda, Stylommatophora, Geomitridae.